Molecule: messenger RNA, 3122 nt
Organism: Canis lupus familiaris (dog)
Lineage: Eukaryota; Metazoa; Chordata; Mammalia; Carnivora; Canidae
Gene: RECK
Product: reversion inducing cysteine rich protein with kazal motifs
Biological process (GO): blood vessel maturation; extracellular matrix organization; sprouting angiogenesis
Cellular component (GO): plasma membrane
Molecular function (GO): metalloendopeptidase inhibitor activity; protein binding
Source: RefSeq, marked provisional
GCGGCUCCGGACCCCCCGGCCCGGACAUGGCGGCGGUCCCGGCCUCCCCGCGAGGCGCGCUGCUGCUUCUCCUGGCCGUGGCGGGGGUCGCGGAGGUGGCAGGGGGCCUGGCCCCGGGCAGCGCGGGUGCACUGUGUUGUAAUCAUUCAAAGGAUAAUCAAAUGUGCCAUGAUGUAUGUGAACAGAUAUUCUCCUCAAAAAGUGAAUCCCGACUAAAGCAUCUGUUACAGAGAGCCCCAGAUUAUUGCCCCGAAACAAUGGUUGAAAUUUGGAGUUGUAUGAAUUCAUCUUUGCCAGGUGUGUUUAAGAAGUCUGAUGGCUGGGUUGGCUUAGGCUGCUGUGAACUGGCUAUUACCUUGGAGUGUCGACAGGCAUGCAAGCAGGCAUCAUCAAAAAACGAUAUUUCCAAAGCCUGCAGAAAAGAAUAUGAGAAUGCUCUUUUCAGUUGCAUUAGCAGAAAUGAAAUGGGCUCAGUUUGUUGCAGUUAUGCAGGCCAUCACACAAACUGCCGAGAAUACUGUCAAGCCAUCUUUCGAACAGACUCUUCUCCUGGUCCAUCUCAGAUCAAAGCAGUGGAAAAUUAUUGUGCCUCUAUUAGUCCCCAAUUAAUACACUGUGUGAACAAUUAUACCCAAUCUUAUCCAAUGAGGAAUCCAACAGAUAGUUUAUAUUGCUGUGACAGAGCUGAAGACCAUGCUUGCCAAAAUGCCUGCAAGAGAAUUCUGAUGUCUAAGAAAACAGAAAUGGAAAUUGUUGAUGGCCUCAUCGAGGGUUGUAAGACUCAGCCUUUACCUCAGGAUCCUCUUUGGCAGUGUUUUCUUGAAAGCUCACAGUCUGUUCAUCCUGGAGUCACCCUACACCCUCCUCCCUCUACAGGCCUUGAUGGGGCUAAAUUGCAUUGUUGUUCUAAAGCAAACACUUCAACAUGUAGAGAACUGUGCACUAAACUUUAUAGCAUGAGCUGGGGCAACACACAGAGCUGGCAAGAGUUUGAUCGUUUUUGUGAAUAUAAUCCAGUGGAAGUGUCCAUGUUGACCUGUUUAGCAGACGUUCGGGAACCUUGCCAGUUGGGCUGUAGAAAUCUUACUUACUGUACUAAUUUUAACAACAGGCCAACAGAACUUUUCAGGAGUUGUAACGCUCAGUCAGAUCAAGGAGCCAUGAAUGACAUGAAGCUGUGGGAGAAAGGAAGCAUAAAGAUGCCAUUUAUCAACAUACCUGUUCUUGACAUUAAGAAGUGUCAGCCAGAAAUGUGGAAAGCAAUAGCUUGUUCACUGCAGAUUAAACCUUGUCAUAGUAAAUCCCGGGGAAGUAUUAUUUGCAAAUCAGAUUGUGUGGAGAUUCUUAAGAAAUGUGGGGACCAGAAUAAAUUCCCUGAAGACCACACAGCUGAAAGUAUUUGUGAGCUUCUGUCACCUACAGAUGACCUAGAGAAUUGUAUACCUUUGGAUACAUACCUCAGGCCAAGUACUUUGGGUAAUAUUGUAGAAGAGGUCACUCAUCCCUGUAACCCAAAUCCUUGCCCUGCUAAUGAGCUCUGUGAGGUAAACCGGAAGGGGUGUCUGUCUGGAGAUCCCUGCCUUCCAUACUCUUGUGUUCAAGGUUGCAAAUUGGGAGAAGCCUCUGAUUUCAUUGUCCGUCAAGGGACACUAAUUCAGGUGCCAUCAUCUGCAGGGGAAGUUGGUUGUUACAAAAUUUGCUCAUGUGGACAAAGUGGACUCUUGGAAAACUGUAUGGAGAUGCACUGUAUAGAUCUUCAGAAGUCGUGUAUUGUCGGAGGAAAAAGAAAAAGUCAUGGGACAUCGUUUAAUAUUGACUGCAAUAUCUGUUCUUGUUUUGCUGGCAAUUUGGUGUGUUCUACCCGCCUGUGCCUCAGUGAGCACAGUUCCGAAGAUGACCGUCGCACCUUCACAGGUCUGCCCUGUAACUGUGCAGAUCAGUUUGUCCCUGUGUGUGGGCAGAAUGGACGCACUUACCCCAGUGCCUGCAUUGCUCGCUGUGUUGGCCUCCAAGACCAUCAGUUUGAAUUUGGAUCAUGCAUCUCAAAGGAUCCAUGUAAUCCUAAUCCCUGCCCAAAAAACCAAAGAUGCAUACCCAAACCACAAGUUUGCCUGACGACUUUUGAUAAAUUUGGAUGUAACCAAUAUGAGUGUUUGCCAAGACAGCUCACCUGUGACCAGGUUCGCGAUCCUGUCUGUGACACAAACCACAUGGAGCACAGCAAUCUCUGCACUUUGUACCAGAGGGGGCAAAGCCUCUUAUACAAAGGCCCUUGCCAGCCCUUCUGCAGAGCCACAGAGCCCAUCUGUGGGCACAAUGGGGAAACCUAUAGUAGCGUGUGUGCUGCAUACUCAGAUCGUGUAGCAGUCGAUUACUACGGGCCCUGCCAGGCUGUCGGGGUCCUCUCAGAGUACGGUUCUGUAGCCGAGUGUGCUGCUGUGAAGUGUCCUUCACUCUCUGUGACUGAGUGCAAACCCAUCAUCCCACCAGGUGCUUGUUGCCCAUUAUGUGCUGGAAUGUUAAGAGUUUUAUUUGACAAAGAAAAACUGGAUACUAUUGCUAAGGUAACAAACAAAAAGCCAAUUACAGUUCUGGAAAUACUUCAGAAAAUCCGCAUGCACGUAUCUGUCCCACAGUGUGACGUAUUUGGAUACUUCAGUAUUGAAUCUGAAAUUGUGAUCCUGAUCAUUCCUGUCGAUCAUUAUCCAAAAGCUUUGCAGAUUGAGGCUUGCAAUAAAGAAGCAGAGAAGAUCGAAUCUCUUAUCAACUCUGACAGCCCCACUCUGGCAUCCCACGUCCCUCUGUCUGCCCUCAUCAUUUCCCAGGUACAGAUCUCGAGUAGUGUGCCAUCAGCUGGCAUCGAGGCCAGAGCCCUCUGCCCCUCCUACCUCCUCCUCCUCAGCCUGGGCCCUGCCUUGCACAUGGUCUGGACACGUAACUGACCACCCCUGAAAAGUGCAAAAUGUUACUCCAUUGAAUUUUUCUACAUGGUGAAAGACAUGCAGGACUCCUGGUUUGUAGUUGAAUAGUGGCUGAGAAAAAGCACUUGUCACCUCUGUUCACCACACAGUAUUUUUUUUAAUCUGCCAAUAUUAGGGUUUUUGUUUUGUUCUUACAAAUGU